CCUCGGGGAAAGAGGGCUUAGUUUUGCAUGUUCCCAUCCAUCGCGCACGACGCGAAAGGGCCCCUUAUCCACCUCUCCUGUGUCCAAGGAACACCUCCACUGGUGAUCAGCCUUCGCCCGUGUUUGUCUUGUGGAGAAGCGAGCAGCACCUUUUUCAGGAGUGGGGUUUUUUUAUUCAGCAAGAAGUCCUGAAGGUUUUGGAUGCGGGUGCUUCAGGGAUGUGGGCACUUUGAGAGCAGCAGCAGCAUCACCCACAAAUACAAACAAGCGCCAUCGAUUUUUCUCUAAAUAGCGCAAAAAAGAGAGAGAGAGAGAGAAAGAGAGAGAGAGAGAGAGAGAGGAGGAAAAAACAAAAGAGGAACAAUAGCAACACGAAAGAAAAAAAAAAUCUUGUCUAUUGAACAAUUCACUUUUUUUUUCCAGUGUGUGGAUACGGCUCUGACUAAGUGCAGCACUUUGAGAAUUGUUCACAUCGGACGGACUGAAGAGGGAAGCAAGCAAGACCUGUGGACCGGGUUUUCCCUCGCAAUCCCGUGAAAACACCCUGAAGGAUAACACGCGUGGACGUUUAUUUCCUCACUAAUUUCGCAGGAGGCUCCUCUUUCUUUUUCUUUUUUUUUUCCCCCUUCCUUCAUCUUCUUCUUCUUGUUCUUCUUUCAAAUUGUCCUAAAUGUUUGGGAUUCAGGAAACUAUACCGCGGGGUGGGACGACGAUGAAGGAGGAACCGCUGGGUGGACUGAACUCGGUCCGCUCCUGGAUGCACACAGCUGGGGUGGUGGACGCGAACACAGCCGCCCAAAGCGGUGUCGGCUUGGCACGGGCACAUUACGAAAAGCAGCCCCCUUCCAACCUCAGAAAAUCCAAUUUUUUCCAUUUCGUCCUGGCGCUGUAUGACAGACAGGGUCAGCCCGUGGAGAUCGAAAGGACAGCUUUUGUGGACUUUGUGGAGAAAGAAAAAGAACCAACCAGUGAAAAAACUAACAAUGGGAUACAUUACAAACUACAAUUAUUGUACAGCAAUGGCGUCAGAACAGAACAGGAUCUUUACAUACGGUUAAUCGAUUCGAUGACGAAGCAGGCCAUAGUUUAUGAGGGCCAAGACAAGAAUCCAGAAAUGUGCAGAGUUCUUCUCACUCAUGAAAUUAUGUGCAGCCGGUGCUGUGACAAGAAAAGCUGUGGAAACAGGAAUGAGACUCCAUCGGACCCCGUGAUCAUUGACAGAUUCUUCCUAAAGUUCUUCCUCAAGUGCAAUCAGAACUGUCUGAAGAAUGCAGGGAAUCCUCGAGACAUGCGCAGAUUUCAGGUUGUCGUAUCGACGACUGUCAAUGUGGACGGCCACGUGUUGGCCGUCUCUGACAACAUGUUCGUACACAACAAUUCCAAGCAUGGGCGAAGGGCUCGCAGACUCGACCCUUCAGAAGCAGCCACCCCAUGCAUCAAGGCUAUCAGCCCCAGUGAGGGAUGGACCACCGGAGGAGCCACUGUCAUCCUCAUUGGCGACAACUUCUUCGAUGGCCUACAAGUUGUGUUUGGCACCAUGCUCGUAUGGAGCGAGCUGAUAACUCCCCACGCCAUCCGCGUACAGACUCCACCCCGGCACAUCCCUGGUGUUGUGGAAGUCACGCUGUCCUACAAGUCCAAGCAGUUCUGCAAAGGUGCUCCUGGGAGAUUUGUCUACACUGCCCUGAACGAGCCCACUAUCGACUACGGCUUCCAGAGGCUGCAGAAGGUCAUCCCCAGACAUCCUGGAGAUCCUGAGAGGUUACCAAAGGAGGUGUUACUGAAGAGGGCGGCUGAUCUCGUCGAAGCCCUCUAUGGAAUGCCGCACAACAAUCAGGAGAUCAUUCUGAAGAGGGCAGCUGACAUCGCUGAGGCCCUGUACAGCGUUCCCCGCAACCACAACCAGAUCCCCUCUCUCGCUAACACAGCCUCCCACGGAAUGAUGGGAGUCAACUCCUUCAGCAGCCAGCUAGCAGUCAAUGUGUCUGAGUCACAAGGGAAUGACCAAGUUGGCUACAGCCGGAACACCAGCAGCGUGUCCCCUCGGGGCUACAUUUCCAGCAGCACCCCGCAGCAGUCGAGCUACAACACAGUCAGCAACAGCAUGAACGGCUACGGUAACGCCGGCAUGAACCUGGGAGUGCCAAGCUCCCCUGGGUUCCUCAACGGAUCCUCUGCCAACUCCCCAUAUGGAAUUAAACAAAAGAGCGCCUUCGCCCCUGUGGUCCGACCCCAGGCCUCCCCACCCCCCUCCUGCACCAGCGCCAACGGCAACGGACUGCAAGGUGAGCCCCCCUCACCCCCUCAUCCUUUCCCCACGGACUACUGGUCAGAUACCGCUGCUCAGGCCUCUGUCCGGUUUGCCAUGUCCGGUUUGGUUGUCCCUCCAAUGUAAAUGCACUUUCAUCGUCUCGAGCACCAGUGUACACACUUCCACUUCACGGGACACAGCACAUAGCAGCACGCUGGUGUCAUGUAUAGCCGACAACAGUUGUUCUGCUUCUAAAGAUGAAGAGAAAAAAAGAGAGAAAGAAUUUUUUUUCCUUUUAAAUGACUUUUACAGCUUACAGAAAAGGAUUUCCUGACGAACUUUUUUUUUUUCCCCUGUGGGAUUUUUUUUUUAACCCCCCCCCCCCCCUCCCCUCCCCACCACCAUUUGAUCGCCCUUGAAGAGGACGCAGGAUGACGAAGCGUUUUAUUUUGUAUACCUGUCGGUUUGGGCUUUGGCCCCGGAUACGUUCAAUCAACCACACGCUCAGUACUGGAAGGAACUCUGUGGACUCGCCAUCUGCUUGUAAAGUAAAAACACUGAUGUACAGUACAUUUGCCAAUGAACUUGUUUGCCUCAGAUAUUUUUUUGUUUGUUUGUUUGUUUCAACUCUCUUUUAAUAGAUUCACAACAGUUGUGUGUCUUUAUAAUGUGACUUUUUUGUAUUUUUAUCUGUGAGACGCGGGGGAAAAAAAAUUUACCGCAGGGGGCCAAGACAGUUUGGGUUUCAACUGGAAAAUAUAGAGAUUAUAUAAAUGUAGAAAAAUCGACCAUAAAGUAACAGCAAAGAUGAGUUAAAGGGGCGGGUUCGGGUGGGUAAGGUUGUAUCAUGUUUCAUUCCUGCAUUUUAACUUAAAAAUUUUGUAAUUUAUUGUAGCUAGAAAUCAUCUUCAAAAAUAAAAAAAAAUUAAAAUUCUCUUCGAUUCAACAAGCACACUGACGUGCACAAAACACUGCUCUGUUGAUGAUUAUGAUGUACUUCCAUGUCUAGAGCUUCCUUUUAAAGCAAGUGUGAUUUGCCAUGUUUUUCAACUUUUUUGCUAGCACUGUAUAUUAAUGCAUUCCUAGGCUACUGUGAAGUCUGUUUCUUGUUGAUGAGGAGCAGUCUCUCCCCCUUCAGGCUCCAAUUCCCUUAUGUGUUUUAUAUGUGGUUAAAAAUUGUAGACUAUUGUGAUAUUGCCAAAUUUGUGCUAAAUAUUUAUACAUCUGUCUUUUUCAUGUUAUUUUAGAUCAACGUGAAAAAAACGUAAAAAAAAAAAAAAAAAAUCCCGCAAAUAAACCCAUUGAGAAUGUAGGAGUACAGUAGUUCAUUGUCAUAUUUCUGUUCAAAUACACACUUGCGCUCACUGAGGGGAAUUUUGUAACAUAUCAACUAUAAAUAAUGUAUUUAUCUCUGAAAUUUUGUAUAUUGCUUUUCAUUAUGUAUGUAUUAAUCGUCAUGCCCUUAAUAUAGUGAUGCAGCACAGAUAAUUCAGCCAAGAACUGUUGCCUUCAUUUGUUUUCUUUUUGUAUUUGAUGAAAAUGCAAUGUGCAUAUAUUUCCAUGUGUAUCCUCAAAUUUGUGUUACGCCGUCAAGACUCUCUUGUCUGUUGUUUUUUUUAAAAGGGGAAGUCAAACUUCAUUGUUUAUUUUUAUAUUGAUUUUAAAUUAUCUAUACAGACCAUUUUUGGAGAAAAACUUUGUUGGUUGUAUUGUCAAAUAAAUUGUUUGUGACCCAUAUGAUAGUUGUUAAGAUCCAAUAGAGACUAAUGUGCAUGAGGGACAACCUUGGAGAAAAAAAUAACACUCCAUUUGUGGUUGUAUUUUUUUCUGUUUUGUAGAAUGUAUAGAAGUCAUUUUUACUCACCACUUAUGACUCUGCCACAUAGCUUACAUGUGUUUACAGGGAAGAAAAUUUAAAAUGUCAAUUUGGAAUGGAAACAGAAAUGAAUAAGUGAUGUUUUAUUAAAAUUUUCAGUAAAAACACAAUA
Molecule: messenger RNA, 4239 nt
Organism: Thalassophryne amazonica
Lineage: Eukaryota; Metazoa; Chordata; Actinopteri; Batrachoidiformes; Batrachoididae
Gene: ebf3b
Product: transcription factor COE3
Exons: 16
Coding region: 671-2395 (574 amino acids)
Biological process (GO): regulation of transcription by RNA polymerase II
Molecular function (GO): DNA-binding transcription factor activity, RNA polymerase II-specific; RNA polymerase II cis-regulatory region sequence-specific DNA binding
Source: RefSeq, a predicted model, not a curated record